Molecule: messenger RNA, 2253 nt
Organism: Aspergillus melleus
Lineage: Eukaryota; Fungi; Ascomycota; Eurotiomycetes; Eurotiales; Aspergillaceae
Exons: 3
Coding region: 1-2253 (750 amino acids)
Biological process (GO): chromosome segregation
Cellular component (GO): MIS12/MIND type complex
Source: RefSeq, a predicted model, not a curated record
AUGUCGUCCAACUCGGAUCUCACUGCCCCCGGGAGCAGCACGUAUGCCUCGAAUACCUUGCAUGUCGGAGAUGGAACAUGGGACAACGGGCGCGACACAUUCCUUCUGCCAAAUUUGAUGGGGCUCAAUUAUGAUACUAUGCGCUAUAAUGGAAUGGGAAAUCGGUUUCGAGAAAUGCCGCAAUACCGCACCCUGAUAAUCGCUCACGGUGUCAUCGCAACUAUUGUGUUCCUGGGCCUGGUGCCUAUGUCAAUUCUAACCAUUCGAUAUUUUUCCCGCUGGAGUCCGUUUUGGGCCUUCAAGUUACAUGUGUGGUGCCAGGUCUUGACCCUCUUAUUGAGUACCGUCGUCUUUGUCCUAGGUUGGUUUGCUGUCGGUCCCAAGAGAAGUCUGUCGAACCCACACCACGGUAUUGGGCUUGCAAUCUACGUGAUGGUCAUAUUCCAAGUGUUGUGGGGAUGGCUGGUCCACAAAAUAGAAAGCAAGAGAGAACGUUAUCACGUUCCUUUUAAGCUCGUCAUCCACCGAUGGAUUGGUCGUGCGCUUGCCAUUCUGGGACUUAUCCAGAUACCUUUAGGUCUCACUCUGUGGGGAUCCCCGAAGUCCUUAUUCAUCCUAUAUUCGAUCGCCGUGUUUGUUCUUUUGGUAGCGUUCUUCGUCCUAUCGUACCUGUAUGACACGGAAGGUUAUCACCCGGGAGGAACCGAUUACGAUGGUCGACACAGUUAUGUUUCUGGUCCUCCUGGUCCCGACGAUCGCCGUCACAACAGCUUUGGUCGUAUGGCCACGGCGGGAGCAGCCGGGGCUGGAUUGGCCUCCCUCUUCCGUAGGCGCUCCAGGAGCAGAGGCAGGGAUCACAGAUACGACGAUCCGCACACAUCAUUCACAGAGGAAAAGUACUCUGACGAAGGAUCGCGUCGCGGUGGCUGGGCCGAUAAAUUCCUGAAAAUAGGUGCCAUUGGAGGCGGUGCUCUUCUCGCUAAAAAGCUAUUCGAUCGGAGGCGGAACAAAGAGAGUGAUCGUGAAUCUGGACGAUAUCGACCUGCCCAUACUCGAACGGACAGCAUGACAGAAGACAGCUUGAGUCGAUUGGAAGAUGGACGGAGACCAGCACCAAGCUAUCAGACCCCUCUCAAUCGCCCGCCUAGCCGGCCACCAAGCAGACCAGGAAGCAGACCGCAAAGUCCGGGGUCUUCAUACUAUUAUGAGUCGACUUACCUCUCUGGAAACGAGCCAAGACCUUCUCAUGGCGCUCGCAAUGCUUUCUUUGGUGCAGGUGCAUUCGCGGCCCUUAAGAAUAUGUUCAACCGCCGGAAGGGUGACCCGGACCAACGCCGUAUGGAAGAAAUGCGUCGUCAAGAGAUGGAAGACGAGCGUCUCCAGCGUGCAAACAGUAAACGCCGCUACACCGGAGAUGGCUAUUAUCCACGACGACGAGCCGACUCCUUCACCGCUACUGACUUGUCAUCCGACAUGACACGCCCUCCACGUGGUCCCUCGCAUGGCCCUCCACUCGGCGAGUCUGCUCUUACUGGAGGCCCUACCGCCUCUGGUCCGGUUGAUGGAGCGCACUCAGAUAUGCCACCUGUGCCUCCGACUCAACUAACCUCAGAGCUCCCAGCACGUGAUCCGUCACGACCCACGCCUUCUGACUUUGCGGCUGGUGCGGCCGCAGGGUCGGCCCUUGGCGGCCCGUCCAGCCAUCGCCGUCGCCGCAGUAGCAGCAGACGCAGAGAUGACCACGUGGAUUCCCCACCGGUAUCUGUCAAAGUGAAGAUGCAUGACGACGGGCGCCACGUCACUCUACGGAGAUUAACGGAGGAGGAAGCUGCCGCUAAUCGUGAAGCACGACGCAGAGAGCGACGCAACUCCCGCCGUCGCGCUGGUAGUACCAGCUCCUUAUCCGGCGGCGAGGGAAGCUAUGACCGAUGGCGUCGAGUUGAGGAACUGGAGCGCGAACAACAGGAGCAGAUGCGACGAGAACAAGCAGCCGCAGCUGCAGCUGCUCCAUCCGGAACUAUGCCCCCGGCCUCUUACGCACCACCGCCCUCGAAUAUGAGCCAUAUGGCCCCUCCUCCGCCACCCCCGCCUCCAGCCGGCGCAGGUAUGCCCUAUGGUGCAGGGAGCAUAACAUCUCCCGGUACAUACACCGGUACGGAAGCCAGUGGCGACUAUGCGAACAAUCGAAGACGACGACGAGCCGAGCGAGCUCGCGCCCGACAGGACAGGCAGCACAGUGUGGAAUUCACCUGA